Messenger RNA from Patella vulgata (common limpet), 1719 nucleotides. RefSeq names its product peroxisome proliferator-activated receptor alpha. Bases 249 to 1685 code for a protein of 478 amino acids. Gene Ontology annotation, biological process: cell differentiation; positive regulation of transcription by RNA polymerase II; negative regulation of transcription by RNA polymerase II. Gene Ontology annotation, molecular function: RNA polymerase II cis-regulatory region sequence-specific DNA binding; nuclear receptor activity; zinc ion binding. The transcript has 8 exons. The record is from RefSeq and is a predicted model, not a curated record. NCBI's taxonomy places the organism in Eukaryota, Metazoa, Mollusca, Gastropoda, Patellidae.
UGUAGCACCUUGUUCACAGUUAUAUAAUACUAUAGAAGACUACGAGUAUAUAGUAACGCCAAUAUAUCUGACAAGAACUUGAUGUAAUCUAGAUCACAGUUGGUGUCGACGUCCUUGAGAGUUUUGUCGAAGCGACCCAGGCUAACAUUGAACCACCAGCCAGAAGUUUUUAGGAUUUACCGCGGCACAUGUCUAUGUUGGGGUAGUGGCUCACAAAUUGUUUUAACUGUUAUUUUGUGGGAUUAUAAAUGCUUCUCGCUGACGAGUACCAUCCUGCCUCCGGUCCUCAAUCACAUCAUUUUGAGAUUUUUGCGGACCCAUACGAGGGUUACUAUGAUUCAAAUCAACUGAUGCCCACAAUGUGUUUUGAUGUGUUUGGUGGUAGUACCAUGAUGGAGGAUGCUAGGUUAGCGGUAGCUUUUUCCCAGGAGGAGUCAUCGCAGUCCUCAUCUGUACUAUAUCCCCAUAUGACUACAUCAUCCCCAUCUCAACAUGAAGCCCUUUCUCGGAGUCCCAGUGUCUCUUCAGAUGGAGGAAAGCCAUUAUUUAAGCCACAGUAUACAGCCGAGUUAGAUGUCUUAUGUCGCAUAUGUGGUGAUAGAGCAUCUGGUUUUCACUAUGGUGUACAUUCAUGUGAAGGUUGUAAGGGAUUUUUCCGGAGAACAUUAAAAAAGUCUUUAGUUUACAAACCAUGCCAAAUGGGAUCACAAUGUAAGAUAGAUAUGGGUACAAGAAACAAAUGUCAAUACUGUAGAUAUCAAAGAUGUUUGAAUGCUGGUAUGUCACAAGAUGCUGUGAGGUUUGGUAGAAUGCCGAAAGCGGAGCGAGAAAAAUUGUUGGCUGAUAAAGAAGAGCUUAUGACUACCUGUGGUAAAAGAAUUGUUGAACUAAGAUCACUUACAGAUCUAAUUAAAGCUGCAUUUAGAGACAUUUUCAUCAACACCAUAUUCUUUGCACGAGAAAACUCAAGGGCUAUGAUUUUUAACCAAUCAGAGGGACAGUGUGUAAAUUAUGAUGACUUAAUAGUGGUAGAAUGUUUGAGUUCUGAAGAAUUUUUUGAAAAAGGAAUAUUUACUCAGUAUCAGGAAUUAAUUGUUCCUGUCUUGGAAGCCAGUGUUAAGUUUGCUAAAAAAUUACCGGGCUUUACCAACAUGUCAAUGGCCGAUCAAAUUUGUUUAAUGAAAACUAAUGGAUUUAUGGUUGUUCAAAUAGCUCUUCAUAUGCUUAUAGAUAAGGACUAUAUUAAUUUUGUGUCCAGAAGAAAUGCUUUUCGACUUAGUCGUCUCUCACCGUAUCUUUGUACGGAGAUUCAGAAAUUACUAGAAAGAACUAUAUGUGUUGGAGAUAGACUACACAAUAUGCAGCUUACUGCUGGAGAAAUUGCAUUAUUUUGUGGAAUUUUAUUAACUUCAGAAUGUCCAGGAUUACAAAAUGUCCACCAAGCCGAACAAGUUCAAAGUGAUUUGAUUGAUGCUUUACGUCUUGAAUUGAAACAUAAUCAUCCAAAAGAUAAACUCAUGCUGCCAAAACUUCUAGUGUUAAUUCCAGACCUGUGCCAAAUAGUUGACGAAUUUUCAAGGAAUCUUCAAAACCAUCUGUUCGAUCACAGUCACAACUUUUCCAGUGUUCAGCCAUUAUUACAAGAAAUAUUUGAUAUCGAGGCGGUCAAAAAUAAGAAUGCUUAAAUCCGACAGAUGUGAGGAUGUACCUGAAGCUGAA